This is a messenger RNA of Menidia menidia (Atlantic silverside), 5788 nucleotides long. The record is from the annotation of a GenBank genome assembly. NCBI's taxonomy places the organism in Eukaryota, Metazoa, Chordata, Actinopteri, Atheriniformes, Atherinopsidae.
GGCUUUGUAUGCCAUCUGUUUGUUCUGCAGAUAGGCCCAGCCUGCACUGUCCCAGAACUGUCGCUAGGAGUCGCUGGUCUAUUAUUCCCUAUUGAGGGUAUGCGCCAUAUUGGCAGUCUCCUCCAUCUCAGCAAACGUCGAGCAUGCAUCUCUCAUACCGGUUAUUGAGAUAUAUGUAAAUAUUUGCGGUGACCUGCGAGCCGAAACACAGCACGAUGGAGGCUGUCAAAGCCUUUAACAACGAGCUGUACUCGCUGAAUGAGUACAAGCCGCCCAUCUCCAAGGCCAAGAUGACCCAGAUCACCAAGUCUGGAAUCAAGGCAAUAAAAUUCUACAAGCAUGUUGUCCAGAGUGUAGAAAAGUUCAUACAAAAGUGCAAGCCAGAGUACAAGGUCCCGGGACUGUAUGUCAUCGACUCCAUUGUGAGACAGUCACGUCACCAGUUUGGAACAGAGAAGGAUGUUUUUGCCCCACGUUUCAGCAAGAAUAUCAUUGCAACAUUCCAGCACCUCUACCGCUGCCCCUCAGAUGAUAAGAGUAAGAUAGUCCGAGUCCUGAAUCUGUGGCAGAAGAAUGCAGUCUUCAAGAGUGACAUCAUUCAGCCGCUGCUGGACAUGGCAGCUGGUAUUGCUCCUCCCAGUGCCACCCCUGUUCUGCCCAGCAGUGCGGCUCCCGUCAAUAACACUACACCCGGUACCCCAGCCACACCGGCCACUCCAGCAAACUUAGUGCAGAGUUUGCCUGACUGGGCUUCCCAAAUUACUAACACGGACACUGUGGCUGCUGUGGCACAAAUCUUACAGAGCCCCCAGGGACAGCAGCUUCAGCAGCUGGUACAAAGUCUGCAGAUGCAGCAGCAGAAGCCUCAGCCGUCCCUGCUGCAGGCCUUGGACGCCGGCCUGGUGGUGCAGUUACAAGCUCUGACAGCUCAGCUCACAGCUGCAGCUACUGCAAACAGCCUCAACCCCCUGGAGCAGCGGGUCUCUUCCUUCAAUAAGAAACUUUUGGGUCCUUUUGACUUUGGGAACGAUUCUGAACGCAGUGAAGAAUCUAAAAAGGACUCCUCAUCAUCUCAGCUGCCCAUGGUGUCUGAGCCCAUCAACAGCUCGCUGUUCCAUCAGCUGGCCGAGCAGCUACAGCAGCAAAACCUCGAGCAGUUUCAGAAGCAGCUGCUGGAGCACCAGCAGAAGGCAAUGAAUAUAGAGGGACAGGACUCAAUCUUUGGGCAAGAAAACUCUGCAACUGCUCAGAACAGCAGUCAGCCACAACUUCCUGAGCCAGAGAAUAAGAUGGAUGACUCCAUCGACAACCAGCAGCAGGAUAUGGAUCUGGAUGAGGGCCCUGAUGGAAUGGAGGGGGAAAUCUUUGAGGCAGAGGAGAAGAAGACUCUAAGCACUAGGUCCAGAACACGUUCUAGGUCACGCUCUAGGUCCCCCAAGAGGAGACGAUCCAGGUCCCGCUCUGGCUCACGCAAACGGAAACAUCGCAAGAGGUCACGGUCACGUUCCAGAGACCGCAAAAGGAAGUCGUCUCGAUCUUACUCCAGUGAGAGACGUGCCCGAGAGAGGGAGAAGGAAAGGCAGAAAAAGGGACUACCUCCCAUAAGAUCCAAAACUCUAAGUGUUUGCAGCACAACUCUGUGGGUGGGCCAGGUUGACAAAAAGGCCACUCAGCAGGACCUCACCAAUCUCUUUGAGGAGUUUGGACAGAUUGAAUCCAUUAACAUGAUCCCUCCCAGAGGCUGUGCCUACAUCUGCAUGGUUCAUCGACAGGAUGCAUACCGAGCCCUUCAGAAGCUCAGCACUGGCUCUUUCAAGAUUGGCUCCAAGAUCAUCAAGAUUGCAUGGGCUCUGAACAAAGGUGUAAAGCAGGAGUACAAGCAGUUUUGGGAUGUGGACCUGGGUGUCACCUACAUACCAUGGGAGAAGGUCAAGCUUGAUGAUCUGGAUGGUUUUGCUGAGGGUGGAAUCAUUGACCAGGAGACUGUCAAUGAUGAGUGGGAAGCAACCAAGAAUUCUGAGCCUUCCAAAGAAGUUACAAGUCAGGCUGUAAACUCUGAGUCCGCAGCAGCAUCCAAUACCCAAACUGAGACCUACAGCCAGCAGGUCACCAUGAUGCCCGUACAGCUACCGGUGGCCCAGGCAGUUCCCGGUGCAGUUGGUCUGGUGCCUCCUACCUUCCCAGUCACCAUGAGCAUCCCUCCUCCAGGCUACGGGCCACCCCCACCAUUCAUAAGGGCUGGAUUCAACGCCACACAGCCUCCUCCAAAUUUCAUGCAAGCUGCUCAGACUGCAGGCAUGCCUUCAGCAACUACGUCCCUGGUACAGCCAUCCAUGGCUUCAGGCCAAGAUGCUGUCAAAGAAGCAGCAUUCAGCUCUAUGAUGCCUCCAACCAGCACCAUCCAUGGCAGCUACAUGCCUUCAGCCAUGCCUGGAGCUGGGGUGUUCAACCCAGUGGGGGUUCAAAGUCAGCAAGCCCCAAAUGACAAGACUCCACAAUCUGCAGAGGGUAUGGAUGCUGCAACAGAACUCACACUACAAGGCAUGCAGAAUGCUGUCCGCAGUGGAAUGGGUCUACUUGGCAUGCACCCCACAGCUUCUCUGGCCCAUCCCCUCCAUCAGUCUGGCCUGACUGGACAGAGAAUGUCUGGCUUGCUGCCCCUGGAUGUGCGACCUAACCUCCUUCAGCCUGGAGCUGUUGCCCGUUUUCCUCUCCUCAUGCAACAGGGCCAUGCCCAGCAAGCUGUUAGUCUCCUAGACAGUUCCCUCCAGGCUCAGGCCCGACAGAGGGCAGCCUUUCCUCCUGUGGACCCCUUCAAUAGGGCACCCAACAUUAAUAAUGAAAAUGUACCCAAAACUGAAGACGAAUCCUCCUCAGGGGCUGAUGAGGGCAAAGACCAAGACUACCGCUUCCCUCCAAUGGAAAAGCAGAGCACAGGCCUGCUACGGACCCCUCCACCAGAGCAUAGAGAGCCACUUGGGGUUGGUGGAGGUGGCAGAGCACCCUUACUUCAGACCCCUGGAGCCCAGCCUGGCAGAUCAAGCUUAGUUGGACGUUUGCAGGCUCUUGCAGGCUUCCCUCCCGACAGCCGCUGGAACCAGGCCAGAGGGGACUUUGAUGAACGAGACGGGGUACGAGGAGGCCCACAGCCCUCCGGGGGUCCUAAAGGCUUUCAGGAUGAGCGCCCCGCACCUGGGCAGAACUUUCACACUCGCUUUGAUAACCGUCCUGGAGCAGCUGGGGGGGCAACAGGUGUAAAUGCUGGAGCUGCUGGGGGCUCACAGCCCUGGAACCGCAGUGGUGGUGCUGCGGCUCCGUUUGACAGUGACCUACAUAAAGACCUCGAUGACCGCAGACGUCCAUGGGAGAGGCAGAGAGACCGAGAUGAAAGAGAUUUUGACUUCAGAAGAGACGUGAAUGGUAACCGUCACAGCCGUGACCGGGAGAGGGAGCGGGAGAGGGAGAGGGAGAGAGGCCGAGAACGCACCCGAGAGCAUGAGCGCGACAGAGACCACGACAAAGAGAGAGACCGUGAACGUGGAGGCUGGACACCAAUUCUUCCUCUGCCUACACCACUGCUCCCCACUCCCCCUCUCAACCCCAACCUGACACUAAAUCAGGGCAAACUUCUAGCGCCGCUCAAGUUAAACCCUCAGAUUCAGGCAAGAUUCCAGUCGCCACUUCUGCCUCAGUCUCAGGGCAAACCUCCUCUGGGUUUGAACCAGCCACUGCCUCAGGUUCAAAUCAGGUCUCCUCCUCCAAUACAGAGCCAAGCACCUGAGUCCGAGCACCAGUCAGAGACUGCAGCUCCAGCUGAGCGAGCUCAGACCCAGUCGCCACCCAGAGCCCAUUCACCCGACCACCCAUCUGAGAGUAAGGCUCAGCCUGAGCCUCCCACGCAGUCCCAGUCAUCGCCACAGCCACAGACCCUCCCACGCACAGAGUCACCCCCCCAGCCCACUGCCCAGCUUCCCUCAAAGGGCACUGCUCCUCCACACACCGUGAUCCCAGGCCAUGCCUCGCAGCUGGCCGAGUCCUCAUCCCCAGACUCACCUGUGGCCUUCACACGUGCUGACAGCCCCCAUGAAGAGCCAACUCACUCUCUGGAGAAAGAGGAGCCCCCUCAGAAGGAUGAGGAGGAGUCACUAGAGAGUGCCUCCUCCCCUCCAUCCCAGUGGGUCAAUGGACCAGAGAAGGACAGUGUCAGUGUGGCUGAGUCCUCACACAAGGCUUCUUCUUCUCAGCUCUCCCCAGACCCUGCCUACGGUUCUUUGCUCCCUGACAGUGAAAAAGAGCCACAGCGGGAGCAGGUCUCAUCUCCUAAGGACCUAGACAAUGAACAGAGUGAGCCCAUGGAGGAAGCUGCGAGUCAGCCAGUGGUAGACACUGUCACAGACACUGAGGGGACAUAAUCAUCACUCAGUAGGUAAAAGAUCAUUUUGUAAAGUUGUCUCUUCUUCUCUGUACUCAUGUCAGCAAACCACCACCACAACACGGGACAUGGCGAAUAUUGACUCACACGAGUUGUUGUCUGAUAACCAGUAACAAUGAUUUUAUCUCUCACAAAUACCAGUGUACUUAAAUAGAAGGCUCAUUAGGUGAUAACUGGGUAGAUUUUGUUUGUAUUUUAUUUCCUUUUUCCUUUUUUAAGUUGUAAAACCACACCUCCCAUUUUAAAUAAUAUAAGCUUGGUAAAUUUUUAUUGAAUUGCCUGCCCAAAUGUUUCAAUUGUAUAAGGGGAAAUUAGCUUUGACCUUCCUAUGGAAGAGUGAAAAAUCCUGGCUCUUUUGGAUUGACUGCAGAUGUGGUACUUGAAGCAGCAGCUACUCUCCGAUUUCUGUCUCCUCUUCUUUUAAACAGAUUCUGCAAAGUUUUUAUCAUGAAUGCUUUUAUGAUGUCCUUCAAUACAUUGUGUUGAAACAAAACAAGUGGCCCACAUUACAGUGAGACCAGAUCAGCUGCUUUAAAUUGGAAAAAAAUACAAAUAUAAUUUAAAUUGAAUAGAAAACUUGAAAAUGUUGUACCCCCAAAAUAAAUGUCUGUAAUUUGUUUCUAAUUCUACACUGAACACAAACAGAACAAUCGCUCUCCAGGGGGGAGAAAAAGAAAAUGAAGAGAGGGAUUUUCUGAUGUCGGGUGCAUAUUGUUUUAGUUUGAAAUAAACAUGCUCUGUCUGUUUCAAAACACAUGCUUUAGGACUGUUUUCUGACCCAAGACCGGUGGAAAAAUAAGACUGCUUUACUUGACGGACUCAUACACACUGUGUGUUGUCACAUCAGCCAAUUUGUUGCUGUAAAGUUGCUGCUAUAACAUCUGUCCACAGAGCACUUUGUUGGAUGCAACAGCGGGACUCAUAGUUUUUAGCUUCUGAUGAUUUCAGCCUGUAUGUUUGCCUAAGCCUUUGCUGGGUGACUGUUGAGGAUGGAUUUGUGCCUUUAUUUGAAUGGAUUUGUGGUUCACGAUGCGAUCCAACACAUCUGUGUGCGUGCAGCUCGGUUUCAGAGGGCUCUCUGAACACAAUGCUCCCUGCACAGAGCUGCCUGACCCUCCCAUUAAACGGUAGCUGCGCAGUUUGUACAGCACUCACCUAGAGGAGAACAAUAUGUACUCCAUUCUGUGCAUGCAGGCCUGUAGCCAUGUUUUAACCUUCCUGUCUUUCUCCAUUUCAUACUCGUAGUGGUUUUUCUGUUGAGACGUACUACUAGAUAUCCAUAGUCUGCUGUUUCUCACAGACCAAAUGUCAUAUACAGGAGUUGUGAUGUUGAAUAAAAGUUGAAGGUGCAUCUGA